GGCAGACAGGAGCCUCAGCCAGGGCCUGGCAGGAGAGAGACUGUGGGUACUGAGUCUGGGUCCCUUAGAUGGCUUCUGUUCAGCAAGCUGACAAGUUCACAGCAUCAAUCCUCCUUUGCGUGGUUCAGUGCGAAUGGGCAGGGAGUAAGAAGCAGGUUAUGUCCUCAGAAAUGCAGCUUUCUGGCUCUGAAACAUCCUAGCUAAGCCCCGAACACAAUUGCUGCUACCAUUGCUCUCAUUUCUGUCUAGAUUAUUUUGUGGGUCAUCAGAUGAGAGGCAGCCCUGGGUUGCCCAUGUCAGAGGCCCCAGCCCACUCUGGAGCCCGCCUGACUCUGGGGCUGGCACCUGAGUAGCCCCUGGGUGGGCUUCUCCCCCCACAGCUGUACGACAUGUUUCCCUGGCCCCUCCGCCACCUCCCAGGACCCCACCAGGAGAUGUUCAGGCAUCAAAAGGCUGUGAAGGGCUUCAUCCGCCAAGAGAUCAUGAGACACAAGCUCGGAGCACCCGAGGCCCCCAAGGACUUCAUCAGCUGCUACCUGGCCCAGAUCACCAAGGCCAUGGACGACCCAGUAUCGACUUUCAACGAGGAGAACCUGAUCCAGGUGGUGAUCGACCUGUUUCUGGGAGGCACCGACACCACAGCCACCACCCUGCGCUGGGCACUCAUCCUCAUGGUGCAGCACAGAGACGUCCAGGAGAGGGUGCAGCAGGAGCUGGAUGAGGUGCUGGGUGCUGCCUCCGCUGUCUGCUACGAAGACCGAGAGCGACUGCCCUACACCUGCGCUGUCCUCCACGAGGUACAGCGCCUGAGCAGUGUUGUGACCGUGGGCGCAGUGCGCCAGUGCGUGACCUCCACCCGUGUGUGCGGCUACCCCAUGCCCAAGGGCACCAUCAUCUUGCCCAACCUGGCGUCGGUGCUCUAUGACCCUGAGUGCUGGGAGACCCCUCGACAGUUCAACCCUGGCCACUUCCUGGACAAGGAUGGAAAUUUUGUGGUCAAUGAGGCCUUCCUGCCAUUCUCUGCAGGGCAUCGGAUGUGCCCAGGGGACCAGUUGGCUCGAAUGGAGCUCUUCCUGAUGUUUGCCACCCUCCUCAGGAACUUUCGGCUCCAACUGCCAGAGGGGAGCCCAAGGCUCAAGCUGGAGUACAUCUUUGGGGGCACUCUGCAGCCCCAGCCCCAGGAUAUCUGUGCAGUGCCCCGCCUGGGCAGCCCCAGCCCAGGUCCUCGGGCAGAGUGCCUGUAGCCAGCUGGGCAUCUGGAGCCCUGUAACCCAUGAAGUCCUU
Molecule: messenger RNA, 1284 nt
Organism: Microcebus murinus (gray mouse lemur)
Lineage: Eukaryota; Metazoa; Chordata; Mammalia; Primates; Cheirogaleidae
Gene: CYP2AB1
Product: cytochrome P450 family 2 subfamily AB member 1
Biological process (GO): xenobiotic metabolic process
Cellular component (GO): intracellular membrane-bounded organelle; cytoplasm
Molecular function (GO): iron ion binding; heme binding; oxidoreductase activity, acting on paired donors, with incorporation or reduction of molecular oxygen, reduced flavin or flavoprotein as one donor, and incorporation of one atom of oxygen
Source: RefSeq, a predicted model, not a curated record